UCCUCUUGCUCCAUCUGCAUCUCUCUCCCUUCUCUCGGCGUCUUUCUCCUCUAAAAAAAACCCUUCAUUUGUUUGGUGAUUAUAGUGAAAUAGAUUGAAUUUUAUUUGUGUCUCCCUUCUCCUUCUCUCAGUGCUCUCUUCGUCCUGUCUCUCUUUAUGAUUGUAGGUGGUUUAGUUUGGGUUUCUCUUCCUCAUCUUCAGUUUUUUUCUCUUUGUUUCUCUGAGGAAAACUGAUGUUGCUAAUCUCAUCUCUUUUUCAGAGGGAUUUACUUUCGAUUGAGAUUUGAAAUUUACUCUGAAUUUUGGAUUUGGGAUUGUAAUUUUUAGGGUUUGAACUGUCAUUAACGUGCUCGGUUGUUUCUCCUCCUCUUGCUCUUCAUGGCAUCGUUGAAUUAUAAUUUUUGUGCUGGAGUUAGAUAUUUGUAAUUGGAUUUUGGUCAAGGAUAUUAUGUUGAUUGUGGAGUUGAUAAGUUGUGUGAUAUGCAGGCCAUAGGAUUUACGUUGACUGUUCGGGUGAUUUGGUCCACUCAAAGACAUUACUUGCCAAGGGAGUAUUAUAUUGGGGAUAAAGGUCGGUGAUGGUGUACACGCGGCAUAAUUUUCUUCUGAUCGCUCUCGCUGCUUCGCUCGCCCUCCCAAAGCUUCGAUAGAAAUCUUGGACUUGGUUUAUUCCUCGGCGAUCUUCUUCAUAUUCGCUUCAAUCACUGUAUUUGGGUCUUCGGGGUCUGUCAUCAUCAGCAAGGAUCCAAAGAGUGAAGGCGAUUCCAAUUGCGGGUAUCCGAUUCCGAUUGUAUUUGGGUCUUCAAGGUUCUAUCUCUCUCUGUUGGGUUUUACUUAGAUUGCGAGCAUUCAUUACAAGUUUGAUAUUCAAAACUGUAAAUUCUUCCCACUGUGCAAAUUUAAGACUUCUUAUUGUAGCCAAAAGAUAACCAAUAAUGGGUUGCAUAAUCUACGGAUCUUCUUCUUCUUCUUUUUCUCCCUUCUGUUCUCAUUGGUGAUUGUGUUUAUUUGUUGGGAAUUGUUGAAAGAUUUUCUAAUUAGCUUUGAAUCAUUUCAUUAUUAUAUGUAACUGAGUUGGGGUUUCGUUGAUGUAGGGGUAUUGUUUGUGAUAUACGGUUUUUCAUCAAUAGAGGAAGCAUUUCUGGGGUAUUCGAUCAACCUGUAGCUAUGUUGUUGCAAUAGGCAUUGGACAGUUAAUUUGAAGGAUUAUACCUAUUAGCUGUAAUUGGGAGGUGGGUAGUAGACCGUUGGAGGCAUUGGAACAUACGGGUGUUGCAGUACAACCUAAGGCAAAAGAGGUUAAUAAAAGGGAAUUAGCAGCUUUCACGUUUUGUGGUUUUCAGAUAGAUAUUAAUUACAGGUUAUUGAGAAUUUGAUUACUUUCUGCUUACGGUAAAGGGGAAUCAAUAAACGAUUGAGCGGCGACGCUCAACUUGAGAUAUCUUUGGGUUUAAGCCUCUGCUUGAGGAAUCGAAAUUGAAAGUUGAGAGCAUGACAGAGUUGGAUGAGUGGGAGAUAAUGCACAUCCCAGACAAACCCCCUCGAGAUAGUGCUGACCAACAACCCACUGUGGAUGUGAUUGCUUCAUUCAUACACCCAAAGGUUGCCAACACUCUUGUAAGGCGUCUCAACCAAAUAGCACAACUCGAAAAUCUAAGGCACGUAAAGCGGGUGCACAAGAAAUUUAUUCAAGGAGGAACGAUUCAGUUGUCAGUGAUCUUAUGUCUGGCUUCUGAAACUGGCAAUCCGUUGGACAGCAUACCUUGUGAUGUACAAGAGCUUAUGAAUUCCUACCAGUUGUGUCCUUUUAUCACAAAAGUCUGCAAGUAUGCGGCAUCAUCGAAAGAAGAGUGGGAAGAACAAUGCAAACAUUGGCCAACAUCUUUUCAUCCACCAACCUAUAAUAUCGGGGGCAUUACUGGAUUCGGUGAAGAGGACUCACAGUCAGUGGUCGGCUUCAUGAAGUAUGCUAUUCAGUUGGCGAAAUCUGAUCAUAAUACGGUAGUCAAUGCUGCAGUUAUAGUAGAUCCUUCAGUUAAACAAGUAAUUACUACUGCAUGUGAUCAAACUUUCUCUUGGUAUACUCCUGUGAACAAAACCACCCUCGAAACAAACUGCUUUAAAAAAUCUGAAGCCUCUGUUUCUCAGAGCCAAUCGGCUGGAGUAUUGAGCUCUGAAACUCUGCAUUCAAGCAGUUUGCCAUUAUAUACUGGUGUGUGUUGUUUAUAUCCUUGGCGAUGGGCUGAGCAAGAAUCAGACACUAGUUCCUGCUCUUUACAUCCCUUACGUCAUGCUGCUAUUGUUGCUAUUGAAUCUUCUGCUGCCAGGGACAUACAUCUUUUCCCCAGUUUUGGAAAAAUUGAUGAUACACAUUCUGAGAUUGACAGCACACACUCUUCUUCUACAGGCUCUCCAGCCAAAAGGCAAAAGACCCAGUCUACGAAAGUUUAUGAUGAGGCUCAUAUGGACACUAAUGGUAACGCUUCGAUUUCUUUAUCAGGGAGGCCUUACCUGUGUACAGGUUUUGACAUUUACCUUGCUUGGGAGCCCUGUAUAAUGUGUGCUAUGGCACUUGUGCAUCAAAGAAUUAGGCGUAUAUUCUUUGCUUUUCCAAACCCAAAUGCAGGGGCAUUUGGAACUGUUCACAGACUACAAGGGGAAAGAAGCUUAAACCAUCACUAUGCUGUAUUUAGGGUCUUGGUUCCUGAAGAAGCCCUUAGUAGGGAUGAAGCUGCGGCUGCUUAGGUCAACUGAUAGUGACCUACUGUCAACAAACUGGAUGAGCUCUUAAUAUGUUGAGCAUAUUCUUGAGAAAAUUCACUAUACUUGUAUCUCAGUUCACUCCUUUUUUUUUUUUUACUUUUCUGUGACUCAUUGAACAGCGAAACACAUAGUUUCCCAAAUUUGGUUUUUGUUAUCUUGAACUGAUUUGGAUUAUUAUGGAUGUGAGGUCUGAGUGUAUCACAUUAUAAAAAUUCAUUAUUAUAACGAGUCCGUUUUGACCGUA
Argentina anserina (silverweed cinquefoil) is the source of this 3007-nucleotide messenger RNA. RefSeq names its product tRNA-specific adenosine deaminase TAD3. NCBI's taxonomy places the organism in Eukaryota, Viridiplantae, Streptophyta, Magnoliopsida, Rosales, Rosaceae. The record is from RefSeq and is a predicted model, not a curated record. Gene Ontology annotation, biological process: tRNA wobble adenosine to inosine editing. Gene Ontology annotation, cellular component: cytoplasm; nucleus. The coding region runs from base 1492 to 2745 and encodes 417 amino acids. The transcript is spliced from 13 exons. Gene Ontology annotation, molecular function: tRNA-specific adenosine-34 deaminase activity.